AUGCCGGUGUAUAACCUGCCUGUAGGUCGUGUGGGGGGCUCCGGUCCACUGGAGAGUUUCCUCCAGGGCAAAUACUGCAGCUCCAUUUGUGUCCAGCCCUCCAGUGGCAGGUCAUCACCCGGAGAGCGGAGGGAGAGAGAGGGGGGGGAGGGGGGACUGGGGAAACGAGUGAGGAAGAAGAGGAAGAUCUACAUGGACUCUGGUGAUGAAGACGAAGACAACCAGGAGGAGGAAGAGGACAAGUCCAAGGCUGUCAAAGGGAGGAGAGCUGCUAAGCUGGCCAAGCUAGUGACAGCCCCACCCAAUAAGAAGCGAUCCUGGAGCUGGCCCUCCUACAUGGAGGAGGAGAAGGCUAUAGCUGCCCCCCUUAAACUGUUCAAGGAGCACCAGUCGUUCCCUCAGAGCAGGAAUGCCUUCAAAGUGGGGAUGAAGUUAGAAGGACUGGACCCCUGUCACCCCUCUCUGUUCUGUGUGCUCAGUGUUGCUGAGAUCCAGGGUUAUAGGGCAAGGCUUCAUUUCGACGGGUAUCCAGAGUGCUAUGACUUCUGGGUAAAUGCUGACACCUGGGAUGUAAAGCCGGCUGGCUGGUGUGAGAAGAUGGGACACAAGCUGCUACUGCCGAAAGGUUGUAAGGAUGGGGAGUUCAACUGGAACAUGUAUGUGAAGAACUGCAGAGGUCAACUGGCCCCCAAACACCUCUUCAAGAGCCUCAACACAUCAGUGACUCCGUCAGGGUUCCGUGCGGGUAUGAAGCUAGAGGCGGUGGAUAAGAAGAACCCAUAUCUGAUCUGCGUAGCGUCCAUCGCGGCUGCUGUUGACAACAGACUCCUCAUACACUUUGACAACUGGGACGACACCUAUGACUACUGGUGUGAUGCCAGCAGUCCCUACAUCCACCCUGUAGGCUACUGUGAGGAGGCUGAGCUGACCCUCACCACCCCUGCUGAAUAUAAGCACCCGAGGAGUUUUUCCUGGGAUAAAUACAUGGAGGAGACUGGCACACAGGCAGCCCCUGCACGUGCCUUCAAACUGCGUCCGUGCCAUGGGUUCCAGGCUGGAAUGAAGCUGGAAGCCGUCGAUAAGAGGAAUCCCAUGCUCAUCCGCGUAGCAACCAUCGCAGAGGUGGAGGACCACCGACUGAGGAUCCAUUUCGAUGGCUGGAGUGAGGAGUACGACUACUGGGUGGAUGCUGACUGCCCAGACCUGCACCCUGUGGGCUGGUGUCAGAAGACUAGUCAUCCCCUACAACACCCCUCCAAUGGCUCCACUGAUAUGCUGGUCCUCCCAGGGCAGGGCUGUCCUACCCCAGGAUGCAAUGGGGUUGGUCACAUCCGUGGACCGCGCUACGGAACCCACUACACGGGGGUGAGUUGUCCAUACUCGGAGAUGAACCUGAACAGGGAGGGCCAGGUACCAGACCGUCUGAGUGGAGAACGACCUAUGACCCUGAGUGGACCUCAUCACCGUGGGCGACGCCCAGACCCUCCUCCACACACCCAGACAAACAGCCCCACCACACCGGAGCAGCCCGAGCCUGCAGACGACUCCCCUCAGACCAGUGUAACUAGGGGGCCGACGGUUGACGAGGGUGAACGAUCCAGGUGCAGCAGUCAGAGUGAGCCACCAGGGGGCUCCACUGAGCCCAUCAACGACGGAGCCAAGGCCAAGAGGUCUGCUCCAGUCCCAAAGUAUCUGAAGCUGCACGUCGUCAAGCAGGAGAGUGGAGAUGGGAAAGACUCCCUGUCUCUCCAGCAGGCGCUCCAUGAGUCAGUGUUCUCCCCGGGUGGCUCCUCCUCUCCCCCUCACAGGGUGGCUCUGUGCUGGGACAAACACUGCCAGCUGCUCCCUGAGGUCCUGGGCCUCACAGCUAAGAGAGUUGCAACCUGGACCGCUGACGAGGUGGCCAGUUUUGUCAAAGGGCUCCCGGGCUGCAAAGAGCAUGCUGCCACCUUCAGGACAGAGCAAAUGGAUGGAGAGGCCUUCCUGCUUCUCACCCAAGCAGACAUAGUCAAGAUCCUGUCAAUCAAACUAGGCCCCGCCCUCAAGAUAUACAACGCCAUACUCAUGCUGAAGAACGCUGAUGAGGAGUGAGACGCCCCCUGACGCUUCAUUUCCUCCCACACCCGACCGCUGUAUCUGAAUAUUCUAGAGAAGUUUAAUCUCUUUCUUUGCCUCCUCACCUUAUUCUCUUUGGUCUUCAUCUGCACUGAUCUGAGCCCGUAGGAUAGGUCAGAGCAACGUAAUGGAUGGCCACCAGGAAUCUGCUUUCAGCUAUCCUGUUCUUUCACAUCAGUGUAGAGGAGUAGAGAGGAUGUACCUGGUGUCAGUGUAGAGGAGUAGAGAGGAUGUACCUGGUGUCAGUGUAGAGGAGUAGAGAGGAUGUACUUGGUGUCAGUGUAGAGGAGUAGAGAGGAUGUACCUGGUGUCAGUGUAGAGGAGUAGAGAGGAUGUACCUGGUGUCAGUGUAGAGGAGUAGAGAGGAUGUACCUGGUGUCAGUGUAGAGGAGUAGAGAGGAUGUACUUGGUGUCAGUGUAAAGGAGUAGAGAGGAUUCAGAGAGGAUGUACUUGGUGUCAGUGUAAAGGAGUAGAGAGGAUGUACUUGGUGUCAGUGUAGAGGAGUAGAGAGGAUGUACCUGGUGUCAGUGUAGAGGAGUAGAGAGGAUGUACUUGGUGUCAGUGUAAAGGAGUAGAGAGGAUUCAGAGAGGAUGUACUUGGUGUCAGUGUAGAGGAGUAGAGAGGAUGUACUUGGUGUCAGUGUAGAGGAGUAGAGAGGAUACAGAGAGGAUGUACCUGUGGUGUCUGUUGGAAGAUCUUAAUUGCAUACUCCUCGUGUCCUCUCCUCGUCUCCUCAAAACCCAUUAGAUGAGAGAGCCAGAGGAGAGAGGACGCGAGGAUUAUGCAAUUGAGAUCUUACCUGUCAGACAGACAUCACAGACAACCCAAGAAAGUGUUUUAUACUAUAACAUAGCAACAAUUAUAAUUUAAAGGGGCAAUCCAGAGUUGAAACAAUAACAAAGCAGUAACCCCACCACUGUUUUGGCCAAAAGCUGAGGGAUGGAUGGGGCUGGAGAAAUGUUACCGCUCUCAAAUUCAUAGACAGAACUAUGUAUACAAGGACUGAGCAUCAUCAAAAUGAUAGUUUGAACCAUGUUUUGAGGCUAUACAGCGUUUGUUUACAUUUACUUUGUUUACCAACAUUGAAGAUGAACAAGCUUAUAUUUGGUGUUUUGGGGUUCUGAUGGGGUACGACAGUUGAACUAAGCUCAUGAGGCAUUUAUAAGAUAUUCUUCGAGAAUCAAAAAGGUAUGUAGCAACUGCAGAUUGCCCCAUUAACCUAAAUGUUUCUCUGAGUGAGUAAGAAAUGAGCAGUGGGCACCUUUAAAGUUCAUUCAUCUUUAAAGGAUUGAUAUUGAAUUCAAUUUGAAAGUAGACUCAGUGAAAUGACGUUGCCACGAGCAGCUCCCCAGAUAUUGAGAUGAGUGAGAUGCAGGACCUCACACACGGUGUCUGCGGAACAGGAGGCUGGUGGCUUUUUAAUUGGGGAAGACGGGCUCAUGGUAACGGCUGGAACGGAAUCAAUGGAAUGGUAUUGGUUUCCAUGUGUUUGAUAGCAUUGCAUUCACUCCAUUUCAGACAUUACUAUGAGCCGUCCUCCCCUCAGAUGUGGAUGGGUUCGCUUCACACUGUUCCCUGGCCUGGCUACCGGAAUCAAAACAGCGGAGAAGUUAAGCCUCGCGCUUUAACGCUCGUAGUUGUUGUGGGAAUUGAUCCACAAUGCUGUUUAAAUCAAAUCCAAUUUCAGAUUUGAUUUGAUUUAAACCGCAUUGUGGAUCAAUUCCCACAACAACUACGAGUGUUUACUUUCAGAAUCUACGUCAUAUCGCUGCGUCCACCUUUAAUAUUAUCAUUUUAAAAAGAAUAAUGUUUGAGGAAAUGGUGCUGAGCCCUGAGCAGAUGGAACCAGAUUAGUCCAAACAUGUUUUUACUGGAAUACUUGUUGAGUUCUUAUUUAUUGUUUUGAAAGAAACUCACCAUGUAGUUUACCUCUCUGUCAGAUGGAUACAUUCCUCUACAUGUCCAGGGCAGGAAGAGGUUGGCACGUCUCAAGGCUUGGGUGGAGGGAGAGGAUUGGUUUGUGUGUGUGCGUGUGUGUGCGCAGAUGUUUAUUUAAAAGGGUGAAUGUUAUAGCAUUGGAACUUUAAGGAAAGCUGGACUUCAGGACUAAUUCAACUGAAGAGAGAUGUUUUUCUAUGUACCUGCUUUAGAGCUAAUGGUAAAACACUAAUGAAAUUGGAAUGUAAAGAAAGAAAGACAAAAUUCAUCAAUUUGUUCCGAAUGAAUAUUGUUUCCUGUUUCAUUGAUCUUUGUGUACACCGUGUAAAUAGUGUAUUAUAGCUCUGGGGUUGUGACACCCUGCAUCCCUAUACGAAGUGGUUAUUUGGAAGCUUAUGCAAAUCCAUACCAAUCUUUUCCAAGAAAUUAAAAAUGUAAUUUUUUUCCAUUGAACUGAGGAAUUCAUCUUUUAAAGCUUUAGUGAAAUUUUGUAAACUAUUUUUUUUGUCAAUCUCCUCGUGCGAUACCUUGGAAGUGUGUUGCAAUGAGCUUAAAUGUGUUUAUCAACAAUAUAGUUUAUAUUCAAAACCGGGAUUUCUGUAUUUUAAUUUAAGGGGCAUUGAUAAGUGCUGUUGACUUGUGAGAUGGUGUGAGUGGUGUAGGUGCAUGAUGGCUUGCGUUUGCUGGAGUGUGUAAGUGGAAUGGAAUAAAUGAAAUGCAGUCUC
Messenger RNA from Oncorhynchus nerka (sockeye salmon), 4780 nucleotides. Its product is annotated as lethal(3)malignant brain tumor-like protein 4. Gene Ontology annotation, cellular component: nucleus. Gene Ontology annotation, biological process: negative regulation of DNA-templated transcription. Bases 1 to 2091 code for a protein of 696 amino acids. Lineage: Eukaryota; Metazoa; Chordata; Actinopteri; Salmoniformes; Salmonidae. The record is from RefSeq and is a predicted model, not a curated record. The transcript is spliced from 19 exons. Gene Ontology annotation, molecular function: histone binding; zinc ion binding; chromatin binding.